GGGACCAGCAGAGAAGGCGGUGUUUCCGGGAUUGGGUGGGGCUUCCUUGAAAAAGAAAACUCCCCGGAUGCUGCCUAGCCUGAGACCGGCUCGGAACUUUCCAGAAAAGUCGCGGUCGUUUUGUCUGUGGGAGAGAAAGAGGCAGGCGAAGGGGAACUCGGCGGCAGGAGUGGGUAGGCUUAUCGGGAAGACAUCAGGCUGCCUUUUCUUCGGCCGAAAGCGCAAGGUACGGUUGCAUCAUGGUGAAGGAGACCACAUACUACGAUGUGCUUGGGGUAAAACCUAAUGCUUCUCAGGAGGAGUUGAAAAAGGCUUAUAGGAAAUUAGCAUUGAAGUAUCACCCAGAUAAGAAUCCUAAUGAAGGCGAAAAGUUCAAACAAAUUUCCCAAGCCUAUGAAGUCCUCUCUGAUUCCAAGAAAAGAGAGUUGUACGAUAAAGGUGGUGAACAAGCAAUAAAAGAAGGUGGUAGUGGAAGCAGUUUUGGAUCACCAAUGGAUAUAUUUGAUAUGUUCUUUGGAGGAAGUGGAAGAAUGCAAAGAGAAAGGAGAGGUAAAAACGUUGUACAUCAGUUAUCAGUAACUCUAGAAGAUUUGUACAAUGGAGCAACCCGGAAACUUGCUCUACAAAAAAAUGUGAUUUGUGACAAAUGUGAAGGCCGAGGGGGCAAGAAAGGUGCAGUAGAAUGCUGCCUUAAUUGCAGAGGAACAGGCAUGCAAAUAAGAAUUCAUCAGAUAGGACCUGGAAUGGUUCAGCAAAUCCAGUCGGUGUGCAUGGAAUGUCAAGGCCAUGGGGAGCGCAUCAAUCCCAAGGACAGGUGUAAAAGCUGCAAUGGAAGGAAAAUUGUUAGAGAAAAGAAAAUUCUGGAAGUCCACAUUGAUAAAGGAAUGAAAGAUGGUCAGAAAAUAACUUUUCAUGGUGAAGGUGAUCAAGAACCAGGGUUGGAGCCAGGAGACAUUAUCAUUGUCUUGGAUCAAAAAGAUCAUUCUUUGUUUACAAGGCGAGGUGAAGACCUGGUCAUGUCUAUGGAUAUACAGUUAGUGGAAGCACUCUGUGGCUUUCAAAAACCAAUUGCAAUGCUCGAUAAUCGAACUAUAAUAAUUACUUCUCAUCCUGGUCAGAUUGUCAAACAUGGUGACGUUAAAUGUGUAAUAAAUGAAGGAAUGCCAAUCUACCGUAGGCCAUAUGAAAAGGGCCGUCUUAUAAUUGAAUUUAAGGUGAUAUUUCCAGAAAGUGGUUUCCUUUGCUCAGAUAAGCUAUGUCUGUUGGAAAAACUGCUACCACCAAGACAAGAAGUGGAAGAAGCUGAAGAAAUGGAUCAAGUAGAAUUGGUAGACUUUGACCCAUCUCAGGAAAGAAGACAGCAUUACAAUGGUGAAGCAUAUGACGAUGAUGAGCAUCAUCCUAGAGGUGGUGUCCAAUGCCAGACUUCCUAAAGUGGUCUCACAGUUACACUUGUGCUGCUUGUCCUGUAUGUCAGUUGUGGAUGAGUGAAGGACUGAAAUUGCUAUAUUCAGAAUUGCUAUUGUCUCUGUAAUAUUUAAAUUUAGUUGUUUUUAAAUCAAGUUAACAAAUUGAAAUCGGUAAAACUACUUGGAUCAAGUUGGAAUGUUCAUAUUUCUAUAAGGCCUCCUAAGGAAACCUGAAGCCACUUUACUCUGGCUUAUUUUAUUUUGUGCAUCAUAAGUGUAUUGUGUGCAAAUGCACUGGCUUAGUAUUCAGUGAUUUCUGUUUAGUAUUAUAAAUUAUAUUCCCUCUUACGUAUGCAUCUGUAUUUAUGAUUCAUGUUAAAGAUGUGAAAUUAAAGUUUUGUAUUCAUCUAGAUACAUUGAUGUGUUUUGGAUGUGCUAUGGCUGGUUGAGACUUUGCACAGCACCUGUAUGGAACUCUACUUAUUUUCCACUCUGGAAUGUUGAACACCCCUCAUUCUAUUCUGAGCUUUAGUUAGAAUGCUGUAUAAAACUCAUUGAUGUUAGACAGGAUCCUGACAUGGUUCUUGGGUAGGAGUAAAAAAAUUCAACCAACAUCUAAGUGUAAAUGGGACAAAAGCUUAAAUCUUAAAAAAGAUUCUGAAUAGCAAAUACUUAAUUUCUGUAGAGGUAAUCAUGUAACUGAAAAAUAAUAUGCCUAAGAAUAAUGGUACAAAACUACAUCCUUAAGCAUUUUGAGUUUCAUGUCACUAACAUUCAAAUUCCAUGCUGCAUGAAUACUAGCAGAAAAACCCCAUUGACGCUAAAUGACUCCUUAAUGAACUGUUCACAGUCCAUAAGGUUUUUGUGUGUAGUUUCUGAAAAAGGCUACCUUUUAAUGGCUAUUUCAAAAUGUCAAUAUAAGUAACCUAGUAUAGAUUCAUCCAAAAUAAUAAUUAGGCAUUACAUCAUGACUGGGGGAAGCGUUAGCAAAGAUUCAAGUAUGUCCUUUAAAUAUCCUAAGACUCUGCUAUUUCUAAAAACUGAGUUGCUAACAUUGCUAUUUAUGAUAAGCCCUAAACUUACAUAUCUGCUAUAUGUAUAUGGGCAAAUAAAGUAACAGAAAAUGGCAUUUCAGUUCCAUAUGUAAUUUCAAAACAAAUCUCUCACCAUUAGAAUCUUAAAUUGGCAACUUUUUUGACUAGCUUGAAUCCUUGGCAGGGAUUUAAGUUGUACAGCAGAUUAUUUUAGUCCUUGUGAUAAGGAUGAGUUACAGUGGAAUUAUGUGUCUUUAAAAUGCUUGGUUAUUGUACUAUACACUCAAGUUUGUACCUGUAGGGGGAAAUAAAACUAUCCUUCUAACAGUU
This is a messenger RNA of Crotalus tigris (Tiger rattlesnake), 2773 nucleotides long. It is a transcript of the gene DNAJA1, whose product is annotated as DnaJ heat shock protein family (Hsp40) member A1. The coding region runs from base 240 to 1433 and encodes 397 amino acids. Gene Ontology annotation, molecular function: Hsp70 protein binding; ATP binding. The transcript has 9 exons. Gene Ontology annotation, cellular component: cytosol; cytoplasm. Lineage: Eukaryota; Metazoa; Chordata; Lepidosauria; Squamata; Viperidae. Gene Ontology annotation, biological process: response to heat; protein refolding. The record is from RefSeq and is a predicted model, not a curated record.